Mytilus trossulus (common blue mussel) is the source of this 1298-nucleotide messenger RNA. Its product is annotated as probable nuclear hormone receptor HR3. Gene Ontology annotation, biological process: regulation of transcription by RNA polymerase II. Lineage: Eukaryota; Metazoa; Mollusca; Bivalvia; Mytilida; Mytilidae. The record is from RefSeq and is a predicted model, not a curated record. Bases 1 to 642 code for a protein of 213 amino acids. Gene Ontology annotation, molecular function: RNA polymerase II cis-regulatory region sequence-specific DNA binding; nuclear receptor activity. The transcript has 5 exons. Gene Ontology annotation, cellular component: nucleus.
AUGGAUGGAUCAACAUUUAGGGACUUGAAGAAGCGAGAAGAAGUAUGGAAGCAAGUAAUAGAUAAUAUAUCUUAUGCCAUAUUUAAGGUUGUAAAUUUUGCAAAGCAUAUUCCAGGCUUUUGUGACCUUAGUGACUUUGAUCAAAUUCUCCUUCUUAAAAAUGGAGUUUUUGAAGCGUUACUUAUCCUCUGUUCGAAGGUAUAUGACCCUGUAGGAAAGAAAGUAAUUUUUGGUGGAAAAUUAUUGUCUAUGUGUGCAUUCACAUCUCUCAACAAUGAAGAACAGGAGUUUUUGAAAGAAGUGUUUGAAUCAGUUGAAAGGUUGAUAUGCCAAAGUCUGAAUGACACGGAAAUGGCAUUAUUGUUAGCUCUCGUAUUAACACAGCCAGAUUUACAUGGUCUUAUGGAUGUUGAAGGAGUAAAGAAACUGCACAUCGUAAUACGGAAUUCUCUUCAUUUUGAAAUCUGCAAAUCACAUUCAAGCAAACGUGAAAGCAUGAAUAAACUGUUUGAAAUAACGAAAGAACUUCGGAAGUUAAAUACUAAACAUGCAACGCUCCUGUAUAAGUUUUCUCUAUCAGUUCCAAAUUUUCAAUUUCCUCCUAUUUAUAAGGAGGUAUUUAGUACAGCAACAUUGACAUGAUGUAAGAUGAACAGAGACAACAUUGAAUAUUAUGAACCCCAUGGUUGAUGGUGCGGUAAAUACAAACAGACAUCUCUGUAAAGAUGAAUUUGAAUCAAUUAAAGAUGACAUGAAUUCGAAACAUUUGUACAGAGCAUUUUGACAUUAACCAUGUUUACAAACUAUACAGUUUCAAACAGAGCAAGCUGUAUAAUACUUUCAAAGAGCAUGGGACAUUACAAGAACACAACAGAAAACUGCAGAGUGCUUGAGGUGACAGAAAUUGCUUUUUUAUAUGCUGUUUGUACUUUAUAUAGCUAUGCAGCAGAAAAUAUAGAUUAUAAUCCAAGAAUCGAGUUAUUAAAAAUAAGAUGAAAGCCUCUAUCAUUUUCCAGAGGAUCAGUGAGCGAUUAUUAUGGUACCCUCAACGGAGUUGGGUGACAUAUUGUUAUUCUACGUUUAUUUUGUCUUGAUUCGAAUAAAAAAUGAAAACAACAGAAAUAGUAAAAAUCUUAAUAUAACGGUACGGAAGUAACGGAAACAUAAAAUUAAAGCAGCAACAGAUUCGAUGAUCGACAGGACUGCACUGUUAUAAAUUCAGUUUGGUACCAAUGCUUUUCAAGACCAUGUACUUGCUCGUACAGCGAGUUAUUUAUGUUUUUUGAUACAUCAAAGAA